AUGAAGCUCAUAAACAACAUUGCAUUGGCCACUUCGCUAGUUUCAGUGGUCUCUGCAAAAGUAAUUGGUGUCGCUCCAAAUCAACAAGAUCUAUACAAACCAGAUGCUGAUGGGAAAUGGAGAUGUUUAGGUCAUCCUGAAAUUGUGCUUGAUUUCAACCAAGUCAAUGAUGAUUAUUGUGAUUGUCCUGAUGGUAGUGAUGAACCUGGUACUUCUGCUUGUCCAAAUGGGAAGUUCUAUUGUGAGAAUAAAGGCCACGUUCCAAGUUAUAUUAAAGCUUCCCAAGUAAAUGAUGGUCGCUGUGACUACUCACAAUGCUGUGAUGGUUCUGAUGAAUGGGAUACACCUGUUGAUUGUCCAAGUAAAUGUGAUGAGAUUAAUAAAGAAUAUCAAAAACAAUUAAAUCUUCAAGAACAAACUUAUAAAAUUGGUGUUGAAAAAUUAAGAAAAACAAUCAAUGCUGCUAAUAGAAUAAAGGAUAAAUUAGAAAAAGAUAUUGUUAGCAGAGGUGCAAUUUUUGACUUCUUGAGUAGGGAAUUGAACAAGAAAAGACAAGAUUUAGAAAUUUUACAAGCUGGUGAAUUAGAUCCUGCAGUUGUUAAGGCUAAACAAGAUAUUAAAACAAGUUUUGAAAAUAUCAAGACUGAAUUGGAUCAAAAAUUUAACUCAUUUACAUCAAGUACUUACAAUUUGAACAAUUUAAGCAAAAUUUUGGAUGCUUUAGUUCAAACUUUUAAUGAAAACUUGAAAGAUGCUGCAGUUAAAGAUACAGUUGAUAAUUAUCUUGCACAUUUGGAAAAAUAUAAAGAACAAUAUGAAUCUGAAAAAUCAUCAACUUAUCAAACAUUUGAUACAAUUAAACAAUCAAUUACCGAUAAAUUAAACUCAAUUGAUUUAGAUCAUGGUGAUACCUCUGCUAUAAAAUCUAAAUUUGAUGAAAUUUCUACAACAUUAUCUGAAAAUUUAAUCAAACACGAUUUUAUAAAUGAACGUGCUAUUGAUUUAGAAAAUCUAUUAAGUCAUUUGAUCAAUAACUAUAAUCCAAAUUUCAAUGAUCCAAAUGUUAAAGAAGCUGUUAAUUCAUUUCAAGAUUUCUCAGUGAAUAAAGAAUCUUUCAAAGUUCCAACAGAAGAAACCAUUUCUUGGUUUAAAGAACAAACCAGUAAAAUUAAUGAAUUAGCUAAGAAUGUUGUUAGUUCAAAUUCAGGUUCUGUGAAACCAAAAUUAAUUUCAUCUACAAAUGGUCCAUUCUGGGAAAAACUUAAAUAUAGAUACAGAUUGUUAGUAAAUGAAUUCUUGGGUAUUGAAUCAAAAGAACAAUAUAGAAUUCAACCAUAUCAACCAAAGGAAUCUAAAAGUGAUUUAGAAGUACAAGUUGAAGAAUUGAAUAAAGAUUUCAAUGAACAAAACAAUGCAAUCAAAUCUAUAAAUGAAGAAUUAUCCAAAAAUUAUGGUCCUCAUGAUAUUUUAAGACCAUUAAAAGAUAUUGCUAUUAAAGGUCACAUUGGUGAAUAUGAUUAUGAUUUAUUCUUCACUGGUAAUGUUCAUCAAAAAGGUCAUAAUAAUAACAUUAAAAUCGGUUCAUUCGAAUCUAUUGAAGUUAAAGAUAUUUCACCAAAAGAACAUCAAUUGGUUUUGAAAUAUACUAAUGGUGCAAGAUGUUGGAAUGGUCCUUUAAGACAAGCUGUUGUUAAUAUCGAUUGUGGUGCUGAAAAUGAAUUGAUUGCAGUUACUGAACCAGAAAAAUGUGAAUAUCAUUUUAGAGUUAAAUCACCAAUUGGUUGUAAAUUACCUGAAUCUGAAGAAAAAUCUGAACAAGAAAUUAAAAAUGAAGUUGUUCAUGAUGAACUAUGA
Messenger RNA from Hansenula ciferrii, 1854 nucleotides. It is a transcript of the gene GTB1, whose product is annotated as Gtb1p. Bases 1 to 1854 code for a protein of 617 amino acids. The transcript has 2 exons. Gene Ontology annotation, biological process: N-glycan processing. NCBI's taxonomy places the organism in Eukaryota, Fungi, Ascomycota, Saccharomycetes, Phaffomycetales, Wickerhamomycetaceae. The record is from RefSeq and is a predicted model, not a curated record. Gene Ontology annotation, cellular component: glucosidase II complex.